This is a messenger RNA of Gambusia affinis (western mosquitofish), 3511 nucleotides long. It is a transcript of the gene cop1, whose product is annotated as COP1 E3 ubiquitin ligase. Gene Ontology annotation, biological process: proteasome-mediated ubiquitin-dependent protein catabolic process. Bases 453 to 2528 code for a protein of 691 amino acids. Lineage: Eukaryota; Metazoa; Chordata; Actinopteri; Cyprinodontiformes; Poeciliidae. The record is from RefSeq and is a predicted model, not a curated record. Gene Ontology annotation, molecular function: ubiquitin protein ligase activity; protein binding. The transcript has 20 exons.
UGUAGAGAGAAAACGUAGUGCAGACUUCCUGGCCACCAGGGGGCGGUAGUGAAAAACUUUGACUCACAACGGCAAUCUAGGUAAGUCGAAAAUACUCAAGAGAUCACUUUCUCCAGCUAACAGUAGCUAGCCGGGUAAUCUCCUGGACAACGCAGUUGAGUUUAUUUUAAUGUCCGUCCCAGUAUUGGUGUGUUUUGGGUUUUUUAUAAACCACUGACUGUGUGAGACGUCGUCAAUGAAAGGCGGGAGCCAGACAAGGGUGGAGAAGAAUUAAACGCGCUUUAUGUUUGGCCACUGUUUGCUUUUUCCCAGGAUGCUAGCAAAGAAGCAAGUCAGCUAGCUUGCUGACCUACCAUAGCAACCUAAAAGGAGCGCUGUCCGGAUGCUUUGAAAGGCAGCGCAAAGCAUUUUGGUGGAGUGUUUGUUUUUUCUCCUUUAAACGGCCUCGCAGUAUGUCUGGCAGCCGACCGCAGCAGAGCGGUGGUGGGGCAAGUUCAGUGCCUGGCACCAGCAGUAGUAGCAGCAGUACUGGAGGUAGUGGAAGCAAUGCCGUUACGAGCAACGGGCCCGCUUCUGGGAAUGUUGUGCCGUCCCGGACUCUGGGUGCAACAAACGAGGCAGGCAGCUUCGCUUCCCUGACAAGCAGACCUUCAGCGUCCUCAGGCAGCAGAAAGAAGUCCCUCCAUCAGGCACCUCUAUACAACGGCCUCUUGAACUCAUACGAAGAUAAAAGCAACGACUUUGUGUGUCCAAUUUGCUUCGAAAUGAUAGAGGAGGCUCACAUGACAAAGUGUGGACACAGUUUUUGUUUCAAAUGUAUUCGUCAGAGCUUGGAAGACAGCAACAGAUGUCCCAAGUGUAACUAUAUUGUUGAUAAUGUGGAUCAGCUGUACCCUAACUUUCUUGUAAAUGAACUGAUCCUUAAACAGAAGCAAAGGUCUGAGGAAAAAAGACUAAAGUUAGAUCAUCCUAACUGGCCGCGGUGGCAGGUCUUCCAGGAUAUUCUCAGUCCAGAUCAAGAAAACUUGGACCUCGCAAAUGUCAAUCUGAUGUUGGAGCUUUUGGUUCAGAAGAAAAAGCAGCUGGAGGCAGAAUCCCAAGCAGCUCAGAGGCAGAUCCUCAUGGAGUUUCUUAAGGAAGCAAGAAGAAACAAGAGAGAGCAACUAGAUCAGCUACAGAAAGAGCUAAACUUCCUUGAAGAAGACAUUAAGCGUGUUGAGGAUGUAAGUGGGAUUUCCUCCCCGACGAUGGAGGCAGAGUGCACAGUGCCUAAUGUUGAGGCUCCUUCUCUGGCCUCCAGCAGUAUCAUUGAACCUCCAGAUUACAACCAAACGCCAGGAUUUGGUGCAACAACUCCAGUGAAGCGACAGACUUGGUAUAACAGCACGCUGGCAUCUAGAAGAAAGAGGCUGACUGCUCAUUUUGAGGAUCUGGAGCAGUGCUACUUCUCCAACAAAAUGUCACGCAUCACAGAUGAGGGCAGAAACCUGAACCAGCUGGAGGAUUUUAUGGAGUGUUUGUCCAAAUUCACUCGCUACAACACUGUGCGGCCGCUGGCCACCCUCUCUUAUGCCAGUGACCUCUAUAACGGCUCCAGUAUUGUCUCUAGCAUUGAGUUUGACCGUGACUGUGACUAUUUCGCCAUUGCUGGUGUGACCAAAAAGAUCAAGGUUUUUGAGUAUGGGACUGUGAUCCAGGAUGCAGUGGACAUCCACUACCCCGUCAAUGAAAUGACCUGCAAUUCCAAAAUCAGCUGUAUCAGCUGGAGCAGUUAUCACAAGAACCUUCUGGCCAGCAGCGACUAUGAGGGCACCGUCAUUUUGUGGGACGGAUUCACCGGCCAGCGGUCCAAAGUCUACCAGGAACAUGAAAAACGAUGCUGGAGUGUCGACUUCAAUCUGAUGGACCCCAAGCUUUUAGCCUCCGGUUCUGAUGACGCUAAAGUAAAGUUGUGGUCAACCAACCUUGACAACUCUGUGGCUAGCAUCGAGGCUAAAGCUAACGUGUGCUGUGUUAAAUUCAGUCCAACCUCCAGAUAUCACCUGGCCUUCGGCUGUGCAGAUCACUGUGUGCAUUACUAUGAUCUACGCAACACUAAGCAGCCAAUCAUGGUGUUUAAAGGCCACAGGAAAGCGGUGUCCUACGCCAAGUUUGUAAAUGGAGAGGAGAUAGUUUCUGCGUCGACAGACAGUCAGCUGAAGUUAUGGAAUGUCAACAAACCUCACUGCCUGCGCUCCUUCAAGGGUCACAUCAACGAGAAGAACUUUGUUGGCUUGGCGUCCAAUGGAGACUAUGUUGCCUGUGGCAGCGAAAACAACUCUUUGUAUCUGUACUACAAAGGACUUUCCAAGACGCUGCUAACAUUCAAGUUUGACACAGUUAAAAGCGUCCUGGACAAGGACAAGAAGGAAGACGACACCAAUGAGUUUGUCAGUGCCGUCUGCUGGAGGGCGCUGCCAGAUGGAGAGUCAAAUGUUCUAAUUGCUGCAAACAGUCAAGGAACAAUCAAGGUGCUUGAGCUGGUCUGAAAAUCUGACCAUCGCUAUUGGACUUCAGAACUGCUUCCCUGUGUGGCGGAAGGACCAGAUGGAUGUAGGAAGAUCUCAGGCUGCCUGCCGAGCACCAAGAGAGCUAAAGCAGUGAACUGAUCUGCUCUUCUUUUAGUUUUAAAUUUUAGUUUGGUUUAUGUUUCUUGGGCAGCAGGACAAACUCGGGACCAGUUCGUCAGUAAAGCGGGUGAUUCCUUUUUUUUUUUUUUUUUGCAACAAAACAGGGACCGAAUAUGAGGCACAAAGCCAAAGGAGACUUUGAAGAAAGCUUUUUUUUUUUUGUUUGUUUAUCGGCAUUAUAUUUACUUCAGUAAAACACCUCUUUAUUGUUUUAGGUCAAAUCAAACUUUCUAUUUUGCUUUUUAAUCGAGCUUCUUUUUUCAGCGGCACAUUCAGCUAAAUGUUACCCGGUUAAUGUAUUUUCUUUUAAAAGCCAAAGCACAAAACAGAAGGCAUGCAGAAAUGUCUUCAGAGAAAUCUUUUACCCUAUUACCCAUCAUUGUUUAACUUUUUGUCUCUCUUGUUUUAUGUAGUUUUUUCUGUUUGCCAAAUUGGUGAAAAAGCAGUUUUAAUAAAUAUAACUUGAAUUUCAUUCACAUGUUUGUCAAAAAUCUCAGCGAGCCUCCCCUUAAUCUAAGGCGGCUUUGCUAAGUGGAACUGGAAUAUUUGUUGUGUUCGGGCUGUUUGUUGCUUUUUAAAAAAAAAAAUCAUAACCUCGCAGAAUCGGUUUUAGUUCUUUUAAAGUAGCAACAAAAACUUUCUUCACGUACUGUAGGCUUACAACCUAUCACCUGAACUGAGCGGCACUGUAACGUGUAAACUGCUGUCGGUUUUUGUGGUGUGAUGAUCCAUUGAGUCACGUGGAGGGGAUUGAAGAAGCACCACCAAGACCUGCCUAUUUUAUGACUGAGUGAGAGAGAUGUUUUUGUAUUUGUAUAACUGAAUAAAUUAUUUCAGAACAA